Messenger RNA from Triticum urartu, 1344 nucleotides. Lineage: Eukaryota; Viridiplantae; Streptophyta; Magnoliopsida; Poales; Poaceae. The record is from RefSeq and is a predicted model, not a curated record.
AUAGUUACCAGGGUCAAAACCAGCCGCCAAAUCAUGGUUGGUGGAAUGGAUCAGAAGCCGGAGCACGUCUUCGUCGCGUGGUUUCUCCGCGCGCGUCGCCCGCCUGCCUGGUCAGCGCGGCCUGGAGCUCCCAGCCGGGUCGCCGUCCUCUCCUCACCAACCGCCAGACUCCGGUACCACCGUACUUAAUAGAGACGCCCAUCGGACAGGGAGAGGAUAUUUUCGGUGAGAGGGACCAAAGCAGACCCGCGGAGGGAAGGCCAUGGAGGACGGAGGCCUGCGCGCGAGCAUUCUCGUCAAGGAUGGUGCAACAUGCCAUGGUGAAGAAUCACAGUCUCUACUGGAAGUAUCUCAACACCCAGAGCUUAAACCUAGAGGUUCUGACUGGAGACCACCUGCAAUCAUUCUUGGACUUGAAUGCUUGGAGAGUAUGGCUUUCAAUGGCAUCGCCACAAACCUAGUUGUGUAUAUCCGCUCAGUUCUCCAUGGUGGCAUUGCCUCAAGUGCUUCAAUUGUUUCUCUUUGGUAUGGGACUAGCUUCUUUGUGCCUAUACUUGGAGCAGGCAUAGCGGAUGCUUACUGGGGAAAUUACAAGACUGUCUUGAUCUCCCUUGUUAUGUACCUACUUGGCAUGGUACUCAUUACAGUUGGAUCAUUUAUACCUUCUGCUCCAGCCUUAUGCAACUUAGGCUCAUGCUCGUCAUCAAAAGGAACUGAGAAUCUAAUUUUCUUCUCGGGUUUGUAUCUAUCUGCUGUUGGUUGUGGAGGAGUAAGGUCCGCAUUGCUUCCACUUGGGGCAGACCAAUUCAACAAUGAGAACAGUCUAGAUACGCCAAAGAGGAGGAAUUUCUUCAGUUUGUUUUAUAUCUGUGUCAUCUUUGGUGUGAUUACUUCUGGUACCAUUGUAGUCUGGGUUCAGGAAAAUGUGAGCUGGGCUAUAGGAUAUGGUAUUGCUACCACAUGCAUAGCUCUGGCUUUGGUAGGCUUUGUGGCCGGAACACCAAUAUUCCGGCGGCGUGAGCCUAGUGGUUCCCCAAUGAAGAGUAUUUUCCAGGUUACUUUUGCUGCUUUUAAGAACAUGAGCUUAGAAAUCCCUGCCGAUAGCUCUCUUCUUUAUGAGGCCAGGAGCAAGAACACACACAAGAGAGGACCGAGAUUAGCUCAUACUGAUGAUUUCAGGUACUGCACUGCCUGUUUUUUGUUACUUAUUCAGUGAAAUUUGCACAUAUGGUACGUUACCUUUAUUUACAUUUUGUAGCUCCAAUUGAAGUAAUCAUGUCCGUGCUAAGUAAGCUGUUAAUUAUCUAAUAAUUUCUUAAAGAGAAGUCAGCAUAAAAAAUCAUU